Molecule: messenger RNA, 1758 nt
Organism: Pseudozyma flocculosa PF-1
Lineage: Eukaryota; Fungi; Basidiomycota; Ustilaginomycetes; Ustilaginales; Ustilaginaceae
Exons: 3
Coding region: 1-1758 (585 amino acids)
Source: RefSeq, a predicted model, not a curated record
AUGUCCGCAGAUCCUCCGCAGCCCCUGCCCGCCCAGGCCGACCCGGCCGCCAAGCAGAAAAAGAACCCCAUCGGCAGCUGGUUUGUCAAGAAGUUUGGCAGGAGGAACAGCGAGGCCGGCGGUGCGAACCCACACCCGCCGACUUCGCCAAAGCUCAAAGAACCUCGCAGCCGCAGGACCAGCAACUUUGCUCCCGCCAACAACAACAGCUCCGGCCUCAGCGCCAACCCCAACGGCGGUGGGCCCCAGCGCACCGUCGAUGGCCUCCCUUCGUUUGCCGGCGACAGCGGACAAGGCCUCGCCAGUACCCUCGUCGUCCCCACGUCUCCAUCGGCCACUAAUGUCGCCACUCCACCACCCCAGCUCGCCAGCUUGCCGCAACAGGAGCCGCUGGGCGCCCUCGGCUUCAACCCAAACGACUCAAAUGCCACCGCACCGCUCGCCCACGGCCAGACGCAGCCUGCCCCGGCCAUCAACACCCAGCCGCUCUCGCUCCAGGUCGACCCGUCCUUGCACAGCGUGUCGUCGCCCGUCUCGGACAUCAUGACGCCAAGGGCCAACACCAACGCCCUCCACGCCCAUUCCCAACACGGCUCCUCGACCGACGCCCCCGCCUCUUCCGCGGUGGCCGAUGCAGGGACACACCUGGUCCCCGCCGCGUCGCAGCAGGAAAGCCUCCGAUCGAGCUCCGACUCGGACCAGAGCAGCCGCGACGGCCUCGGACGCGACUCGAUCGGAAACCGCACCAUGGACACGGGCAAGAGCCGCGCCAGCACCAAGCCCACCACCCUCAUGAGCCUCGAUACCCGCGAAGCCCAGGUGUUGCCCACGACGCACAUCGCCCAGGCCAGGCACGGCGAGAGCGGAAGCGCUGCUCCGGGCACCAACGGCACGGCGGGCGCAGCCACAGCGGUACAGUUUGCCUCGCCCCCGCUCGCCAGGACCGGCAGCGGCACUCGGCCCAAUGGCGCCGUUUCGGACGAACACGGGCCCUACGUCAACAUCCCCUCGCACUCGCGCCACCACCCUUCCAACAACCCUUCGCCAUUCGCCAUGCCUCCGGACAAUGCGAGCGUGCUGACCCUCGCCUCGUCGACGGCGGCGCACAGCUUCGCCGGCGCGGCCAGCAGCCGCAGCCGACGGGCCGACCGGCCUAUGCCGACCCACGCCGCCAUGUACGCCCCCGGCACCGGCGCCAGCGUCUAUGCUGGACCGGGCGCGCCCUCGGACCGCGUCAGCAUCCACCGCACGCCGUCGCAGCGCACCGUGGCGACGCAGCGCUCGAUCCCGCUCUCGGCGUCGGCUUCGAACGCGGCCCUCAACGCCUACAGCAACCCCAAGUCGGACCACUCACAAGAGGCGCCCGCCGCCGUCCAGGCCCAGGAUGGCGGCGCGGCGGCUGUCGCAGCGCUCCACCGCGAGCCGCAGGUGACCGCGCAGGCAGAUGCACCCGUCAAGGCCGCCGGAACCGCCACCGGGAACGGCGAUGCUGCCACCGAGGCUUUGCCGGCGACUCAGGCCCCCACCGAGGCUGCAGAGCCGGCAGCCACGGCGACGGCGAUGGCGGCGUCGACCAAGCCACUGCCGUCACCGUCGGCCGACCUGCUCGAGGCGCAGGCGGCGCACCUAGCGGCGACCGAGCACGACGUCCCCUCUGCCCUCGCCAAGCCCCGGGCGGACCCGCUAGACGCCGCGGCCGACGACAGCGCCGACGGCGACAAGCUGCUCCUGCCUGGCGGGCCUGCCAUCUCGCCGUAG